AGCGUGUACGUAGUGCGACGUGAGAAAAUUGGCAUAUUUUGUGAGAAUGGAGCCCUUGUUUCAGCUGCACUUCGAAGACAUCGAUAUUAUGCUGAUGAACGUGAAGCGGAGAUUGAUGCUGGACGACGAAUCUGUCCAGAUGAUGUGCGUCGAACGACUAUGUAACCUGUUUAAAAGUGGUGGCGCUGCGUGCUGCCAGGAGGUUCUUUCAAAGCUGAUCAAAUACGACGUUCUUUCGACAUUGUUUGAAAUUCUACACACUUCCAACGAUUGUCUUCUACCGCGUAUUCUCGAUUUUCUGAGCUUGGCAAGCGUGUAUCGUAAUUUUUACGAAUGUCACGUAGCCGCGGACGCCAUGGACUCCAUUUUGAAAGUAACAAUUUGCGUUCUAAAAUCUCGAUGCAAGGAGACGCGAGUACUGGAGAAACUAAUUAACGCGACUUACGAAAUACUGCACAGAGCUGUGAAAUUUAACAUGGAACUGGGCACAGUCUGCGCUCCGAAGCAGGUUCUGUUCCUUCUGAAAUCUUUGAUUCUGGAGGAGAAGUUGGACCAGAAAUUAAAAUUCCUCGCGGUCGCGUUGCUGAAUAUCGUUCUGCAGAAUAUAGACACGGAAGACGAGCCGGAGGAGGGUGCUUUCGAAAUUUGCCACAAAGCACUCAACUUAAUGAAAGAGAUUGUUGAGUGCAGCGACGAUGACGCCUCGAUUACGCUUGCUGCAACCGCGCUGGCUGCUGUUUGCGCUUCUGGUGCUCGGUUGUGCGCUGGGAACGGCGACGAUCGCCGAAUUUUCGACAACGUCGAGCAAAGCAGGGCGUCUUUGGCGAAGUCUAUCUACCUGGCGACGAUGAACACUCUGAUACCCUACGCUAAAAGCACGGAGCCAAACGAAACGGGCAGGCUCGAAUUCCAUCGGAGCCUGGUGACUUGUCUGAACAGCCUUUACAAGCUGAGCAACUGCAGCCGCGACGACUUGUCAAACCACUUGACCGCGAACGGAUAUCUGAAGUACUUCUUGCUUUUAACCACCAGGCUUCCAGAGAAUCUGCGUCGCAGCACGUGCGCGCUCCUGUCGCGAAUCGUGACCACUCUGAGCGAUAAAUCAUUGUCGAUUAAUCAGUGGCCCGAGGGCGCGACUGGCUUCGAGAAUUUAAUGCACAGGGGACUGCUCGACUUGCCGAGAGACUCCCAGCAGUGGAACGACGUCGUUGCCCGUCGAGGAAACAGCGCGAUCGCGCUGAUGAUGUUAAUGUAUUAUCAUUACCACGGCACUAGAGAAAGCGACAUGAUAUGCCUGAGGGCCUUGAUAACUUGGAUCGUCGGUCUGCCCAAGUCUCAGCAGAUUUCAGAGCAAAUUCUGAAGGUCCUGUGGUUUCUGUUCGCCAUCGCGUCUGUCUCCCAUCCCUCACCGAACUCGGAACAGGAUUACGGCAAGGCAGCGACGCGAUUGGCCGCCGCGUUGCAAUAUUCCAGACUGAACGACUGCUACACUCACCACAUUGAUCUCCUUCGCUAUUGUUUAACCUGCCCCGACGUUCCCAGACAUCUCAGGAACAAAGCGCUGGACUUCUGGCUGGUGGAGUCCGACGGAGACAUCAAGCCUCUGUUAACUCUAGAUCGCGACCAAGUCGUUCGACAUUAUUUAUUGCUCGCCAUACAGACCGGGUACUCGGAGAGGAUAAUUAACUUGGCGAUGAAGGGGGUCCGCGAGAUGAUACGCGUCGACAACGCCAAGGAGAUCGCUGAAAUUGCCUGGCACAUGCUCCCCAGUCUUCUUUCGUCUUAUCAGCGGGAUAAAGACGAGCAGAUCAAGGCGGUGCUAGAGUUGACGAACAUCUUCAUUCCUCACUCCCUGUCCCUGAGCGUCAGGAAUCGUUGCGCGGACAGCCUGAUGGCCAUCGUAUUAAGAAGAGAGGCUGAUGUAAAAUUGAGGACACUGGCGGUAAUGCAGUCGUACGUCUUGCUGGUCACGUCCGCGACGAGCAAACCGUUCAUGGUAAUCGAGAAGUGCAUCGGAACUCCGAAUUUCCUGGAGGAGCUGCUCGUGCAGGGAUUCUCGGAGGACGAUCCGGAAUUGUCAGCUGUUUGUUUGAAGCUGCUGGCGUUUAUUAUUCACUGCCAGGAGAAAUCGUCGAUACAGCGCGAUGAACCAUUGUCGAUCAGCGCCCAAAGCCUAGCAGAUUUACUUUUCAAUACAAGGACGUCUGUCCACUGCUCGAUCAAUGGGAUGCAACUCGCGCUGGAACUUUUGACGCAAAAUAUCGAUGGCUGCGCUGUUAAGCUGGACGAGGCUGCGAGCAGCGGUGACGGAGCCAGAGGAGUUCUCAACCUUUUCGAAACUCUUCACAUCAUACAUGGCAAAAGCAUCCCGACGCAAAGGGAUAUAGCGUGCCAGUGUCUAGAAGGUGUGCUAAUCUUCUGUCACAAGCACGUGGAGUCUUUGUUGUACGAAUUGUGCACAUCCAUGAGUAACGACGGCCUGGUGGCGAGCACCCUGAGCACGCGUUACGUUUCCUGCCACUUCCUGGAGUUCGUCUCGACCUGGCUGCGCUGCCGGAGAAAGUACUGCAACGACGAGGGACCGUGGAACGAGAGAUCUCUCUGCAAGACACCCUUCGAGGAGACUCUGGAUCGGCUUAGGAACUACGUCAAGGCCACCGAGAGCACCAGAACGGACGAUGCGUUCAACAGUCUUCGCUACGCGAUUUCUGCCAGCCUCGUCCGGCCCGACUUACGUUCCAGCAGUUAGGUCGAUCUACCACGCCAAGACGCCACACCGUGUACCCCACAUUGUAAGUGUCCGGUCGAUCUCUGGGUACAGGCCCGAUCUACCUGUCCGAUACCGUGAGUCGCGCAGUUCUGGCGAGCGAUUUCGUCGAUCACUUUCCUCGAGAAUCUUCGAAUCGGGGGUUAAUUCUGUCUCGAAAGGGGAGGUGUAGACUUAAAUUGGAAAUAGUAUAACUCCGAAAAUUGUACGAUCGAGGGUAUUUCUGGCAUCAUUUUUGAAAUUGUACGCUUAACAAAUCUGGCAUAUUUAUAUAUAUAUAUAUAUAUAGAAAUUUGAGGUCGAUCGUGCUAGAUCCGACGGAUUCUAUCGAGUCCCCAAUCUCGUCGCUCCAGCGAAUUUGAUCAGAAAUUUGUCUCCAGUCGUGUAGAAGUUACUCCAACCGCAAAGUCAGCGUCAUAUUCGGUUAGCUGAUCUCGGGGAGCAAAGCCAAUAAAUGAUCGCGGAGUUUUGCGAUAAAAUUGACCGAUAGUAAUAAAUUCUAACUUGUCAGGAAUUUAUGAAAUAUUUCUCAGAGUAACUAAAUACAACCAGCUGAACGAGAGUAUGUAUUCUCUGAUUUGAAAGUACAGACGACGAUUGUUAAUCAAAUCAUUUAAUUGCGUAAAUAUACCGAUACACUUCAGGUGUUACCUUUGAAAAAUUGAUCAGAACCUCGAGUGCCUUCCUGUCAACCAUUUGGAUAAAUCAGAAAGAAACUAUAUGUUCCAAAUAUAGAUAUAAGAAGAAUUCAUAUCGUCAGGUUUGAAACUACACGUAGUAAUUACAAUUAAAUAAUUGUAAUUCUUGAAUUAUAUAGACACGCUCGAAAAAUUGAUCAUAACAUCAAAUUUUUGUUCUGUCACCCGUUUGAACAAAUUGUAACGGAACACUCGGUAUGAAAAAUUCAACAAUAACAUUUAUCCCCGCGACGACAGUAACGUUUCGAGUAAACCGUGCUCGAUAGAGCAUGCAAACGACGUAUUUUCACUGCCGUGUCUUUAUUUCGUUGUACGCCUACGUGUUCGUGUUCGCUUCUUUCUCUUUGACGCUACCGCGAGCGGAAUGCAAAUUUCGUCUGGCGACCAAGUUUGCAGAAUUGCGCGGGAAAUUGAACUCGCGCCGAGCGCUUUGAAUAAUUCAGAAGUUUACGAGUCCCGCGAAGGAAACUGGCGUGCGUGGAGUCGCGAUAACUUAGCGAUCACUUAUUAGAAUAAUUGAACGCUGUGUCGGGGAUCAAUGCGACGACACACUCGUUAGUACCGAUACGCAAGUACCACUACGAACUAGUUCGAGGUAGCAGAAACUAGUUCAAACUAGUUUUGAAAAAAUUAGGAAAAUUUUGUCAGCAAGAACUAAAUAGAAAGAAAAUAAAUUCAUCUUCCUUAAAACAUAUCAUAAAUAAAAAUAUCGCAACAUCUACGGGUACAUAACUUCCGUCGCGUAGCGAUUGCUAAAUAGACAAGCACUCGAAUAAAUUGCCAUCGAUAGCCACCGGUUAGGUGUACUUGGCACCCGGUAUUAUCGAGAUCUCGAUACCGAUCCAGCUUAUCUCCUAUCAGAGAUGUGGAUCGUCGCCGUAAUUCUUCUGGAUCCAACCUCUGGAUAGGCGUUCGGUUGUUUUAAGUUAUCUUUGCGAAUCAUUACAGAAUUUUAUAAAUCAGAUUGCAGUUCUUAUCGAUA
Molecule: messenger RNA, 4447 nt
Organism: Hylaeus anthracinus
Lineage: Eukaryota; Metazoa; Arthropoda; Insecta; Hymenoptera; Colletidae
Exons: 16
Coding region: 47-2749 (900 amino acids)
Source: RefSeq, a predicted model, not a curated record